UGCAGGUCAGAUCAUCUUCGUCAUGUGAUUACUCACACUGCAGAGGAACCCUACGCGUGUCAAAUCUGUGCGGCUAGAUUUCGUCGGAGUUCUUGCUUAAGGCGUCAUGAGCGGACACACCAGAGGAAACCUGAGGAGUCCAAUGUCACCGUCAACUGUGAGAUUUGUGGAAAAACGAUAAAAAAUACCCGACGGAGAUAUCAUUUUCUCACCUUCCACAAUGGUCGACCUAAGUAUGAAUGUCUUAUUUGCCACCGAACAUUUGCACAUCCGUCAAUGCUACGUGGACACCUUAACAGUGUUCACAGUACGAAAGAACGGCCACGGUUUCCUUGUAGUUUUUCUGGUUGUGGGAAAACAUACCUGGACAAGAAACAAGUAUCCAAUCACUUUAGGAUGGAACACGUCCCAAAUCCUGUCCGAUUCACUUGUCCGUUUUGUAGAAAAGAUUUCAAAACUAGAAAUGAUCUUGAGCGUCAUAUUGGAACCCACACGACGGAAAGGCCUUAUCCCUGCCAAACCUGUGGGUCGAGAUGUACAUCACGUACCACUUUGAGGGCUCAUGAGCGUACCCACUUGGAUAGAUCGAUCAGGACAACUUUCAAAUGCCAAUUUUGUCCUAGUAACUUCCUGCACUACGGCACGUUGUGGAGUCACGUCAAGGCUUCCCACGAAAAUCGCCGUUAUCCCUGCAACAUGUGCGAUAAAGUAUACGUGACAACCAAUGACUUGAGGCGUCACGUUGCAUCCAAACAUUCAAACAAGUCGCCGCCUAAUUCUUGUGAUAAGUGCGAAUUCAAGAGUUGGAGAAAGUACGAGCUUUCCAUUCAUGUGAGGCGGGUGCACGACGGGGUGAAGAAUUACGAAUGCUAUUUCUGUGGAAAGUGGUUCUUUAGAUUUGCACAAUUAGUUGAACAUAGUCGCCGGAUUCAUACUCUUGAGAAAUAUUGCAGUGUAUGGAAGAACUAGUGGCAGAAUAUUUUCGCGCAAAAGUCACGUGCAUUUUUGAUCAACAUUGGGAGCGGGCUGAUUUUGAAUUUGAACUUGCCACUAGUUAUUCCAUAAUGGACCAUAGGGAUGGAUUAUUUAGUUUGAUGGACGUAAUUAUUUAUUCAACUAACUCUUAUUCUUAUUUUUGUAUCAGGCGACUUAAGUAAAUUUAUUUUUUCUGUACAAUUAUAAUGCAUUAGUAUUUAUUUAUAUAUUAAUUUAAAAAAUCUCAUUAUUUCCCCAUAAGGUUGAACAAUUUCAAUCAAGACGGUAAUAAUUUAAGUAUUACGUCAUCAUAAUGUGGAAAUUAUAGAAUUGGAAAUUUUCUUUGAUUCAAACAUCUAAAUAUUGUCAUCUACAUAUUUAUAAGAAAAUAACAAAAGCAGUUGACGGUGUGUGGAUUAUGUUCCCAAUUUUGC
Folsomia candida is the source of this 1409-nucleotide messenger RNA. Its product is annotated as zinc finger protein 271-like. Bases 277 to 969 code for a protein of 230 amino acids. The transcript is spliced from 4 exons. The record is from RefSeq and is a predicted model, not a curated record. Gene Ontology annotation, molecular function: DNA-binding transcription factor activity, RNA polymerase II-specific; RNA polymerase II transcription regulatory region sequence-specific DNA binding. Gene Ontology annotation, cellular component: nucleus. NCBI's taxonomy places the organism in Eukaryota, Metazoa, Arthropoda, Collembola, Entomobryomorpha, Isotomidae. Gene Ontology annotation, biological process: regulation of transcription by RNA polymerase II.